GGAAGAGGCGCUCGGAGCGGGGAGUGGGGCCUAGCCGCAGCCGGAUCCUGGGAGACGAUGCAUCACUGUAAGCGAUACCGCUCCCCUGAGCCAGACCCGUACCUGAGCUACCGAUGGAAGAGGAGGAGGUCUUACAGUCGGGAGCACGAAGGGAGGCUGCGGUAUCCGUCUCGAAGGGAGCCUCCGCCCCGGAGAUCUCGGUCCAGAAGCCACGACCGCCUGCCCUACCAGAGGAGAUACCGGGAGCGCCGCGACAGUGACACAUACCGGUGUGAAGAGCGGAGCCCAUCCUUUGGAGAGGACUGCUAUGGAUCUUCCCGUUCCCAUCAUCGUCGGCGGUCGCGGGAGAGGGAGCCGUACCGGACCCGCAAGCACGCCCACCACUGCCACAAACGCCGCACCAGGUCUUGUAGCAGCGCCUCCUCGAGAAGCCAACAGAGCAGUAAGCGCAGCAGCCGGAGUGUGGAAGAUGACAAGGAGGGCCACCUGGUGUGCCGGAUCGGCGAUUGGCUCCAAGAGCGAUAUGAGAUCGUGGGGAACCUGGGUGAAGGCACCUUUGGCAAGGUGGUGGAGUGCUUGGACCACGCCAGAGGGAAGUCUCAGGUUGCCCUGAAGAUCAUCCGCAACGUGGGCAAGUACCGGGAGGCCGCCCGACUAGAAAUCAAUGUUCUCAAAAAAAUCAAGGAGAAGGACAAAGAGAACAAAUUCCUGUGUGUCUUGAUGUCUGACUGGUUCAACUUCCACGGUCACAUGUGCAUCGCCUUUGAGCUCCUGGGCAAGAACACCUUUGAGUUCCUGAAGGAGAAUAACUUCCAGCCUUACCCCCUACCACACGUCCGGCACAUGGCCUACCAGCUCUGCCACGCCCUUAGAUUUCUACAUGAAAACCAACUGACCCACACAGACUUGAAGCCAGAGAACAUCUUGUUUGUGAAUUCUGAGUUUGAAACCCUCUACAAUGAGCACAAGAGCUGUGAGGAGAAGUCAGUGAAGAACACCAGCAUCCGAGUAGCUGACUUCGGCAGUGCCACCUUUGACCAUGAGCAUCACACGACCAUCGUGGCCACCCGUCACUAUCGCCCACCUGAGGUGAUCCUUGAGCUGGGCUGGGCCCAGCCCUGUGACGUCUGGAGCAUUGGCUGCAUCCUCUUUGAGUACUACCGGGGCUUCACCCUCUUCCAGACCCACGAGAACCGAGAACAUUUAGUGAUGAUGGAGAAGAUCCUGGGGCCCAUCCCGUCGCACAUGAUCCACCGUACCAGGAAGCAGAAAUAUUUCUACAAGGGGGGCCUGGUUUGGGAUGAGAACAGCUCUGAUGGCCGGUAUGUGAAGGAGAACUGCAAACCUCUGAAGAGUUACAUGCUCCAGGACUCCUUGGAGCACGUGCAGCUGUUUGACCUGAUGAGGAGGAUGUUAGAAUUCGACCCUGCCCAGCGCAUCACACUGGCCGAGGCCCUGCUGCACCCCUUCUUUGCCGGCCUGACCCCCGAGGAGCGGUCCUUCCACACCAGCCGCAACCCAAGCAGAUGACAGACGCAGGCCACCACGUGCGAUGGAGAGCGGGACUGGGCUGCCCGGCCCCUCUUCUCCAACCUCCACCACCACCGGGCCCCAGGGCCAGAGCCACCAAACGAACAGUGCAAUGUGAAGGAAGGCAGGAGCCCGCAGGGGAGGGGACUUGAUACCCGGCUGCCAGAAAGCACAGAUUUGACCCAAGCUAUUUAUAUGUUGUAAAGUUAUAAUAAAGUGUUUCUUACUGUUUGUAACCCCUGGUA
Molecule: messenger RNA, 1775 nt
Organism: Lynx canadensis (Canada lynx)
Lineage: Eukaryota; Metazoa; Chordata; Mammalia; Carnivora; Felidae
Gene: CLK3
Product: CDC like kinase 3
Exons: 13
Coding region: 58-1530 (490 amino acids)
Biological process (GO): protein phosphorylation
Molecular function (GO): ATP binding; protein kinase activity
Source: RefSeq, a predicted model, not a curated record